This is a messenger RNA of Alternaria triticimaculans, 492 nucleotides long. RefSeq lists its product as uncharacterized. The record is from RefSeq and is a predicted model, not a curated record. The coding region runs from base 1 to 492 and encodes 163 amino acids. The transcript has 2 exons. Lineage: Eukaryota; Fungi; Ascomycota; Dothideomycetes; Pleosporales; Pleosporaceae.
AUGGCGGGUGCUAUCAAGGAUGCGCCGCAAAAGCCGGUACCGACUGCUGUGCUGAUGAACAGUCAUGAGGAGGCACAGUCAACGUUGAGUCCGCAUAGGAGAAUUGUGUGUCAUGCGGAAUCGAUAUUGUCUACGCCAGAGUUCCAUAGCUCGUUUUUGGGGCUGUGGGCGCUGCAGAUGAUUGUUGUGGUUGCGAUAUUGGCUUGUGUUGCUGAGGGUUUGCACCUGGGUAAACAAUGGAUGAAAAAUAACAGCUCUCCUGAGCCAGUAUCCGAGAAGAGCAGCCUGCGCUUGACCGGUGCCGAAAGGCGUCUCCUAGCCAUCCCCACUGGUCCCCAGGAAGCAGAUUCAGUGUUCAGCCCAGGCGCAGAGAAGAAGCUACGAGCGUACGAGACGACACGAUACUUUGUCACGCAGGCAUCGAGUGGACGGAGAGAGUUCAUUGCGUAUGAUGAUGAUAGCGAUGAUGAGGCGAACAGGCCUGUGAUGUAG